Scophthalmus maximus (turbot) is the source of this 2635-nucleotide messenger RNA. It is a transcript of the gene efna1a, whose product is annotated as ephrin-A1a. The transcript has 5 exons. Gene Ontology annotation, molecular function: ephrin receptor binding. Bases 239 to 922 code for a protein of 227 amino acids. Gene Ontology annotation, cellular component: plasma membrane. NCBI's taxonomy places the organism in Eukaryota, Metazoa, Chordata, Actinopteri, Pleuronectiformes, Scophthalmidae. Gene Ontology annotation, biological process: axon guidance; ephrin receptor signaling pathway. The record is from RefSeq and is a predicted model, not a curated record.
AUUUGUCGAGUUGGCGCGAUCUCUCCGCAGUUUUUCAUUCCUCCACGAGUCCAUUUGCUUCUUUUUUCUUCUUCUUCUUCUUUCAAAACCACUACGUGCGUAAAAGCUUGAUUCGAGCGCGCAGUGGUGCCGGUGCGCGGACCACCUCGUGUCGGUUCACUUUAUUUCUCGUUCUUAUUUCUAAACACAAGCUACCUGAGUUGUGUCUCCUCCCUGCACGCCUCCACUCCUCUCCACCAUGGAUUUGGUUUGGAUCGUGGGCUUCGUUGUGAGCGUCUGCGCCCGGUUUGCGUCGGCGGAGCGGCACAGUGUCUCCUGGAACAGCACGAACCCAAAGUUCCUAUGGGACGACUACGCUGUGGAGGUGAGGCUCAACGACUACCUGGACAUCGUCUGCCCCCAUUACCCCGAGGGCGAGGUGCCGUUGCUGGAUGCCGAGCGAUACGUGCUCUACAUGGUGGAGCGCGAGGACUACGACUCCUGCAAGCCCCAAUCAUACGACCAGAUGCGUUGGGAGUGCGGCCAUCCGUUUGCCCCGCACGCCCCUGAGAAGUUCUCGGAAAAGUUCCAGCGCUUUACUCCGUUUACUCUGGGGAAGGAGUUCCGCCAAGGAGAAAGCUACUAUUAUAUCUCCAAGCCUUUGCACCACCACGGACAAGAGUGCCUCAGGCUCAGGGUGGACGUCGUAGCGGCCGAUGGCUCUCAAGAGGCCAGAGUGGCUAAAGGCGGCACAGGUGGGGCCGGAGUCGGAGCCGGGGGUGGAGUUCACAACCCAUCCAACAGAUUGCCUGCAGCAGAUGACCCAGUGGUGAUCCUGCCAGAUGUCCAGAAGAGUGUACGGACAAACUCCGCAGUGGCAGCUACGUCCCUCUCAAUCCUCUCAUUGCUAGUGCCAUUUUCAUUACUGCUAUUGUUGCACUGAGGGCACAUGAAAGGACUGCUGGCUGUGGGCCGACCAUUUUUUUCAGGGACUACAAUGAAGACAGUCCGUGGGGAUGAAACCACUGACUCAAAAAGACAGCUUUUCGUGCCCAGUGCUGGCCACAGGGAGAGAUGGGGGGGGGGGGUUUUUACGCUCGCAAAGCACAGAUGGACUCGCUUGCGCAACCUGUGCCGAGUGACUCUUGAACAUUUGAGACAAAGUACGUGUGCUUUGUCUUAUUCUUCAAGAGGUGACAGUAUUUUUUUUUCACCACGGUCUCCUCCAUUUGUAUUUUUGGUGGGCUCCCUCCCAAAUACAAUGAACCUCUUGGGAUGAUAAUCCUCGCAGAAAAUAUGAAGAAGCGGAAGAGAAAAGCCUAAAGUGGCCGGAGAGCAAUCAAGAACGAUGACGCGAGCCCUGUUUUGAAUUGCGUAAAUAUAAAUGGACAUGGACAUCUAACGGGAAAAAAAAGUAAUCUCUUGCCCUUUGAGCCAAAGAUCAGUCCUCUCUCCAACUUGUACACUGUUCCACCCUUGAGUGUCGUGUACUGCUCGUAGUAUUGUUGUCGUGAUGGUUCGGAGUCGCGUUGGCGCCCCGGGUGAUUACUUUCUCUAACCGUAGCAUUAACUCACAACAGGGGCUGUUGUCUCAUCACAAACAUCCCUUCUUCUUUUUUUGGGAAACUCGACCACGUGCUUAUACACUGUAGCACCGACACUGCACGGUCCAGACACACGAGCAUCCACUCCGCAUCGGUGUCUCACACGAGACACGCACACUGACAUCAGACGCUCUGUGACACAUGAGAACACACCACACUGAGCUGGGUCACCUGUACAUUCUGUGAAGAUAAAUUAUAGCAUUUGCAGCUGGGAACGUUUUACUGUAUAUACCAUGUGCUUAUGAAAGGAAAUGUUUACUGUUGGCAGUGAGGGGGGGGGGGGGGGGGGGGGGGGGGGGGGGGGCGGUGUUCUCUCUCUCUUUCUGCGGGUAGAGUUAGUACUUGCGUGAAAGGAAAAAGUGUGUGUGUAUUGAAGUGCGAGUAAGAGCUUGUGCGAGAGCUGCGGAGCGAUUGAUUGGGAAAAGCGCGGUGAGACAAAAUGUUUUUCUGCCAAAAAAGCAAACACUGAGAUCUUGCGUGUACUGCGGAGAAGCUGGACUUCUCUGUCUGUUGGAUCUAGCUCCUGUUGCAUUGGUUCAACUGUCCGACAUGAAGAGCUGGCAUCAAAUCUUUUUAUUUUUUUUAUUUUUUUUUUUUACUGCAGGAUCCAACCCUUGUGUGUCAUGGUGCUUCCCUAUGUUCCCAACCCCAGGCAGAAAACACGCAAAUACUUAAAAACACAAAGUGAAAUAAUCGGCCAUUUAGACUUUCGUAAGAAACUAUCAUUGUCUUCAAAUGAUUUAAACAAUCGUAUAGUCACCAGUUCGCAACAGACAAGACAAGGCCUCCGAGCGCGUUGCCAAGCACAUCUUCAACGGAGCACAACAGCGUAAGACGGACCAUUGAAGUCAGUCUUCUUCUUCUUCUUUUUUUUACCUGAACUCUUCUUACCUAAUUUUUUGUACAUGUGUAAGUAAAAGAAGUGUAUAAUAUGUAUAUAUAUAAAUAUAUAUAUAUAUAGAAGAUUAUAUGACAGACCUGUUUGAUAAAUAUUCUAAAUGUGAACAUUUCAUGUGAAAUAAAAAAAAAAAGAAGGUAUUUUUGGAAAACCA